AGGAGAAAAUGUCUGGAAUUCCGUUUCCGCUUUAGGGAGUGGACGGUGAUUUUUUUUUUUUUUUUUAAACUUCUCCUCCCAAAGGACUUUCUUUUCUGCGUCAACUCAGACAGUUUUGUGUUAACUAUCCUGGAUUAAAUUGUCGUUACGACGAUGGCUUCCUCGCCUCAGAAGUCCCCGUCCUCUCCGAAAUCUCCUACGCCCAAAUCACCGUCUUCCAGAAAGAAAGAUGACUCUUUCCUGGGAAAACUUGGUGGAACUUUGGCAAGAAGGAAAAAGGCUAAAGAAGUAUCUGAGCUUCAGGAGGAGGGGAUAAAUGCCAUCAACCUUCCUUUGAGCCCUUCCCACUACGAGCUGGACCCUGAAGACACAAUGCUAGAGGAGAAUGAAGUUCGCACCAUGGUGGACCCCAACUCCAAGAAUGACCGCAAACUGCAGGAGCUCAUGAAGGUGUUGAUCGACUGGAUAAAUGAUGUUCUGGUGGGAGAGAGGAUCAUUGUGAAGGAUCUGGCUGAAGAUCUUUAUGAUGGACAGGUUCUGCAGAAACUAUUUGAAAAGCUGGAAGGUGAGAAACUGAACGUGGCUGAGGUGACCCAGUCGGAGAUCGCCCAGAAACAGAAAUUGCAGACUGUUUUAGAACGCAUCAAUGACUCGCUCAAACUCUCCACCAGGAACAUUCGCUGGAAUGUUGACUCGGUUCAUGCUAAGAGUAUAGUUGCCAUCCUGCACCUGCUGGUGGCACUGUCACAGCACUUCAGAGCACCAAUCAGAUUGCCUGAUCACGUUUCUAUUCAAGUAGUGGUUGUCCAGAAAAGAGAGGGCAUCCUUCAGUCCAGACAAAUUCAAGAAGAAAUCACUGGCAACACAGAGGCUUUCUCUGGCAGACAUGAGCGUGAUGCUUUUGACACCCUAUUUGACCAUGCUCCAGAUAAACUGAAUGUUGUCAAAAAGACACUGAUCACAUUCGUGAACAAACACCUGAACAAGCUCAACCUCGAGGUGUCUGAAUUGGACACACAGUUUGCAGAUGGUGUUUAUCUGGUGUUGCUGAUGGGGCUGCUGGAGGGAUAUUUUGUGCCACUCUACAAUUUUUUCCUCACACCAGAAAAUUUUGACCAAAAGGUCCACAACGUGUCCUUCUCCUUUGAACUGAUGCAGGAUGGAGGUCUGGAGAGACCAAAACCCCGGCCAGAGGAUAUAGUGAAUUGUGACCUUAAAUCGACACUGCGUGUCCUCUACAACCUCUUUACCAGGUACAGGAAUGUAGACUGAGCAACGUGUAGCAAGAGGAAACACUUCUUACCAUGGACCACAUGCUUAAGAUUAACAAUACUGUAUGUUUUUCCUUCUAUUUGUUGUAAAAAUCUGUUUUUUUUAUGAAUGCAUGCAUCAGAUUUUGUAUCUGCUGAACGAUGUUCCACACACAAAUCUGUAUUAUUUUUUUUUUUUAAUUCCAGCAAAGACAUUUGGCUUGUGGGCCUAAGAAUGUUUGUUUUUUUUAUUGUAAACUGGGCAUUUCUAUACUUUCCUACAGACAUCUAUGAACUAAAUAAGAUAUCAAUUUUUAAUAUUUAGUUGUCAUAGAGAUUAUUCUAUAUUGAUUUGUGUUACCCUCACUAGAUAUCAUGAAGGAGAGAUUUAAGAUGAACAACACUUGUAUUUUUUAAUUCAGAAAAGAAAACAUUUACCAGUAUUUAUUGUUCAUUUUGAUACAUGCUCUUACUUAACUUUCUCUCUCUCUCUACUUGUUUCAUAGAUUACUCAUAGUUCAUAAGUGUCUUUAUUCAAACAUGUGAACAGUCAGCUCCCAAUACUUAAUAUUGGGAUGCUUUUGAACCCCACUUGUCUUAAUGCUCCAGAUUUCCUUUGAAUGUGUGGAGGAACAUUUUAAAUUUUUGACCAAAGUUCUGUUGUAUUCACAAUGUAAAAAGUUUUAAAGAAUCAGCAGCCACUCUAUCCACUUUGUUGUAUUUUAUAUUGUAAUGUGUAUCUUAUUUGUAAUUGAGAUAUAUCAGCGUGGUAUAAUCACUCUAAACACAUUACAUUAUAUAUACAUUAUAUUUUUAGUACACAUAAGAUUUCACUCCUUUCUGCAAGACAAAUGAAAUUUGACUGAAUAUGUUAAAUGUUUUAGACAAUAAAUUGUAUGUUGUCUUCUA
Molecule: messenger RNA, 2159 nt
Organism: Xiphias gladius (swordfish)
Lineage: Eukaryota; Metazoa; Chordata; Actinopteri; Istiophoriformes; Xiphiidae
Gene: parvaa
Product: parvin, alpha a
Exons: 13
Coding region: 154-1272 (372 amino acids)
Biological process (GO): cilium assembly; establishment or maintenance of cell polarity; substrate adhesion-dependent cell spreading
Cellular component (GO): focal adhesion; cytoplasm; actin cytoskeleton
Molecular function (GO): actin binding
Source: RefSeq, a predicted model, not a curated record